Messenger RNA from Penicillium salamii, 336 nucleotides. The record is from the annotation of a GenBank genome assembly. Lineage: Eukaryota; Fungi; Ascomycota; Eurotiomycetes; Eurotiales; Aspergillaceae.
AUGAGUUUCGGAGCCCCCGGAGGUGGAUCAGUGAACAUCAAGCCCACACCAGUCAAGAGCUCCGGCGAGAUCAGCGGAUACAGUGGACUGACUACGAUUUUGGAUGAUACAGGAGAAUGCAAGCACGUUAUCUCGGGAUAUUUGAAGUGCAUCAAGCUCAACAGAGGCACCAACGACGAGGCGUGUCGCAAAUUGGCCAAGGACUACCUCGCCUGUCGAAUGGACAAGAAUCUCAUGGCCCCCGAGAAAUUCGAGAACCUGGGUCUCGUGUUUAAAGGCGAUGAAAAGGAAUCACCACCGGCACCACCGGCUGAUACAACAGAAAGCAAGAAAUGA